Molecule: messenger RNA, 1101 nt
Organism: Trichoplax adhaerens
Lineage: Eukaryota; Metazoa; Placozoa; Uniplacotomia; Trichoplacea; Trichoplacidae
Exons: 2
Coding region: 1-1101 (366 amino acids)
Source: RefSeq, a predicted model, not a curated record
AUGUGCUGUAGGGACUAUAUUUGGCAACAUGGUGAUGGUAACAGCGCACCAGCUGUGUCAAAGCUACAAGUGUCAUCUAUGCGCUAUAUUGUUGCUUUACUGAUUAUUGUAAUUAUUACUAACCCUGUUACUUCUAAGACGGUAAAACUAUACGAUAAAUACUAUCUAUUAGGCGAAAAAACAUUAGAUAUUCUAGAUAACGCUGUUUCAUAUUUACAAAAGCAAUAUAUACGUUUAUGCCAACCGUCGCUAAUAGGAUUACGAAUAGCCCAAGGACAAUUUGAAGUUAUUACUAAUGAUCGGCGCUUUUUUAAUAUGACGCUGUAUUAUGAUGCUUUACAAAUGUAUCAUCAAAUCUCUCGGUUACUACUGGCUGAUGCAACAUCUGAAGCUACAUAUUGGUCGAAGAAAAAUCAAAAAUAUCAUUCAAGUAGUAACACCCUAGUAUCGCAACCUUGGAAAUUAUCUAAUUUGGACCGUGAAUUUAAGCUCAUACCUGUUCAGAUUCGAAAUGAACGUAUAUACGAUCAUGGGAUACAUCAUGGUAAUGAUUACGGUAUGGCUUGCCUAAACGAGUUAAUGGGUCAAAGAAAUGCUAUGCCAUGUACAAUAUCAGCUGAAUGCUGGCAGAGUAACAUCCUGGAAGACCUACAAGGUCAUAAGCUUGUACGGCAAAUUAUCUAUUUUAUGCUCGCAAAAGAUUUAAAAUGUCAUGCACAAGUGACACAACGUUUACUUCAUCAUAGCAAAUACCAUGACGUAAAUGAUUUACUGCAAGCAUUUUGUUCUUAUGCUUAUCUGGAGGUUAAAACUUUAUAUGAGCAAUACGAUCUUAAAAUGAUUCAAGCUCAACAAAUAUUUUUAGAGGAAAUCGUAUUUUGUGCAGCAUCUGGCUUCUCAGAUUUCUACAAUUAUAAUUUUAUGAAAGAAGUUUUUCAAUACCAAUCGUUUAGUGGAUGUUUCUCAAUGUCUAAAUCAAGGAGAAAAAUUCGAAAUAUCGACCAUAAUGAGAAGCAAGAUGCCUAUUGCCCUAAAUUAAAAGGUACUAUCUUUUUCCUUAGUUCCGUAGGUUUCAUAUAUUACCAUGUAGAUGAAUUUUAG